UAUUUUCCCACCACAGACGAACGGCCAUACGCAAGCAGUGAAAAAAAAGUCGAGAAAUCUAAUAAGUUUUAGCCCAAAAGUGUUGCAAUUGCUGGUGCAUUUAGCGAUUUAAAGAGACAGAAUUCCAAGAUCCCCGACCACAGAGCCAAAAAACCAAAAAACCACAGACAUUUAGCCACCAAAACACUUGAAAUCAACGGCUGUGCAGCAGCAGGAAGAAGAGGAAGAGAGGUGCGUGGUGCGUAGUUAGUGCGAAAUUGCGUAUUAGGAAGGAAAACAACAACAAGCGGGGCUGCGAGAGCCAGCAAACAUUUUGAUUCGAGGAAAACAAACUUUAGCCAGCGACGAACAAACCAACCAAUCCAACGCAGUGUCGCAUCCGCAUCCGCAGAGGGAAUACCGAAAACUGGUUACAUGGGUCCGACGGAUCAAGACUGGAUCGGCUGUGCGGUGUCUAUAGCCUGCGACGAGGUCCUGGGCGUCUUUCAGGGCCUGAUUAAGCAGAUCUCCGCCGAGGAGAUCACCAUCGUGCGGGCCUUCCGGAAUGGCGUGCCGCUGCGCAAGCAGAACGCCGAGGUGGUCCUCAAGUGCACGGACAUCCGCAGCAUCGAUCUCAUCGAGCCCGUGAAGCAGGAUGUGGAUGGGCACACGGCCCCGCCCCCGGUGCUCAACAAGCCCACGCCCGUCAAGCUGCCCCACUUCUCCAACAUUCUGGGCAAGCAGCAGCAGCUCCAGCUCCAGCAGCAGCAACAACAGAAGCAGCAGUACCAGGAGCAGGAUCAGGAAGAGGAUCUGCCGACGACGCCGCGGUCGAGGGCCAACGGCCAUGGACGACCAGCGGCAGGGGGAGCAGCGCCAGUCGCAUCGGGCUCUUCGGGGUCACGUGGCAACUUUAACUCGACGCUCAGCGAUAAGAUGCACCAACUGAAGCUCAUCGAGACAAAUGGCUCCAAUGGCACCCGAAGAACACCGCAGACAUCUCGUGCGCCCAGUGCCCAGCAGCAGCCGCAGAUGUCGACGACUCCGAACAGCGUGGCCGCCUUCUUUGGCAACAUGAUACCGCCGAAGGUGGAGGUGAAGAUGGGCGCCUACGUGAGCAACACGCGGGAGAGCUACUGCAGCAGUAGCGGAGACAGCGGCGAGGCAACCGGGCUGUCUUUGGGCAGCAGCAGGCCCAUAGAUAUCGUUAGCAAUGGAGACGGCUUUUACAAGCAGACGGCAGCCUCCAGCUACGGAAAUGCAAACGGCAAUGGCGGGAGGAACGGCAAAGCGAACAACAAUGGAAAUGGCAACGGAAACGGCUCUUACACCAAUGCAAAUGGCAACGGCAAUGGAAAGAACAAGCGGAAUCGGGUGCGACGGGAGAGCAGCAUGCGGCAGCAGCAGGUGCUGCAGACCUUUGGCAGCGAGGCGGACGAUCCACUGAUCCACGAGGAUUUCGAUUUCGAGGGCAAUCUGGCGCUGUUCGACAAGCAGGCUAUUUGGGACGACAUUGAGUCGACGCACCAGAAGCCAGACGUUGUGCGGCACAUAGUAAACAAUCAUCAUCAGCCGGAGCAGAAGUAUAGGCACGACGAGAACAUCCUGGCCAGUAAGCCGCUGCAACUGCGCCAGAUCGAGAGCAUGUUCGAUGGCAGCAAGGACUUUGUGACGGACGACGGUCUCAUUAUACCCACGAUUCCGGCUUACGUGCGGAAUAAAAUUGAGAUGAGUGCGGAGAAGGCGGGCCUCUCGCUCCAGAGGCAGAUCGACAUAUUGGCGCGCGGGGCCAGUGACCUGGCCAUCACACUGUUGGGCGGUGCCAGACGUUUGACGCCGGCCAACAAUCAUCAGUGGCCGAAAAUAGCCAUCAUCUGCGAUGGAGUUAAGAACAUGAGGACAAUUAACGUUGGAGCAGCCACGGGUCGCCAGCUGGCUUCCCAUGGCCUCACUGUACUCCUGUACGUGGAGCAGGCCAAACUGGUGGAGCAGAACAGCAGCAGCGCAGAGAUUUCCUUGUUCAAGGCAACUGACAAUGUCAUAGUUCACUCAGUAGAUGCCUUGCCCACGCCAGAUCUUGUGAUAUUAUCGACUAACACCGCUAAUUUAUCGGAUACGAUCAGGAAAUGGCUCAGUGUGAACCGCGCUUCGGUGCUUGCCGUAGAUCCUCCGCCGUGUGGCAUUAAUGAGGUGGCUAUCAAGUACUCAAUACUACCCAUACUACCAUUGAAUGGCAUAUCAACAGCAACAGCAUCAUCAUCCUCUUCGGCCGCCGCCACACCAACGCCCAUUGCUAGCACUUCGGCAGCAGCAGCGGCUAACAAAUCAGUCGCAGCAGCAUCAACGAACAAUUGUGGCAAAUUGUAUUUAUGUAAUCUAGGUAUACCGGAUAAAUUCUAUCGUGAUUGUGGCAUUAAGUACAAAAGUCCGUAUGGACAUAAAUAUGUGAUACCGAUUCACUCAAAGGACUGAAACAACGACAACAAAAACAAAAACACAAACACCAACAUUUACAACAGCAAUCAAACUGCAGCAUCAGAAAUACCAGCAAUCAAAUACCAUUAAAACAACAAAAAACAAGCACACACAACAAAAACAAUAACAAUGACACACCCGCACACUUGUGAUGAUCAUCAAGUCCAGUUUCCUGUGAAUCUAGCUCUUAGUAGUCUUCUCUCAUAUAUUACUCAAGUUAAACAUUUUGUUCUACGGCGCGUACACAUAUAGUUUUUAGGUUAGUUCAUGCAUCAGCCCUUAGUAUAUGCCUAGUUAUUAUAUCUAUUUCUCUGAAUUAAUUCAAAGCUGCCCCGGCCAAAUGCCAAACUAUGAUUAGUUUUCAAAUUGUACCCUAUAGAUUAUUUUUUCAUUAUUAAUAGCCCUCGGUUCUGAAAGCUAGUCCGCAUUUACAAGUUUCAAAAGCUUUAUUUUAGGCGCACGUUUUAAGAAAUUUUCCAAACAUUCAACCCAAAUUUAAGAACCCCAUCAGAAUAAUUGAACAGAUGCUAUGGCCUUAAUUUGUUUCGUAUUCCCUGUCCUUCCCGCAAGUGGUCUUCAUAAACGUAAUCAUCAAAUCAGGCGAUAAAUUGUUUGUAAAUAACUAUACAAUUCUAUGGGGAAAGAUAAGAUCAUGUUAAUUAUUAUCAAGUAUGCGCAAUAAAUGCCAAAUUCAAUGUCUAAUUUUAAGCAUUAAAUCAACAGCAAAAGCAACAACUAUUGUACGAUGUAAUACGGAAUACAAAUCCAAGUAUAAAUCAAAUCAGAUAGUUAAGUUAGUUUCGUAAGCUAAAGUGUUUAAACGUUUAACAAACCAUAACAAACAAAGCAACAAUGAUAAAAUGAGGAACACUUUAUAUUAUAUAUAGACCUAUUUAAGAUGUGUCUUUAAGCAUAACUAAACAAAGUCGAGAGCAUAAUUUUUUACCCAUCGAAUACUAAAGAGAAACCACAACACAAUACUUAUACUCUAAACUGUAGAACGAUGAAUUUUAUAUAAGAUUAAAUCCAAUCUAAUAGUGCAAAAUUUUAGAAGGUUGCAACUCAGUAAGGCAACCAAAAACUCAAAACCAACAACCCAAAUUAAAACUACUUGUUGUAUAAAUAAUAACUAUAAUUGUAAAGAGAUACCAACACACGUAGAUUCUAAAUUCCAAUCAUGUUGAUGAUCAUCUGCAAAUUCAAUUUCCAAAAACCAUCAAACUAUAUUGUAAAAGAGAGUUGAAUGCGGAUUAAUCUGCCGCCAGGCGGGCCCCGCAGUGACUGUUUUGCGUUAGGAGUAGAGAAGAUGACCAGACCUCAAAGGGAUGUUAGUGGAGAGCGGAUGAGAAGGUUUUCCCGAUACCACAGUAACAACAACAGAACUCACAACCAAACGAAUAAACACCAACACUAGGAGAAACAACAAACAUCCUGAGAUUUUGGUAACGCUUUAAAAUUGUAAAAACAUCUAUUUUCGGGCCAAUGAAAUUGUUAAACGAAGAAUGAAAACCUAAUUUUAAAUUUAUACAUAAAAGACAAAAUUGUACAGAAAAUUCUCUUUUGGAACAAAAAUCAAGCAGAAAAAAGAAAGCGGAUCAAAAAAAGAAAGUCCUUUCCAAACGAAACAGCAAUAUUAAAAAAUACAAACAACA
Drosophila subpulchrella is the source of this 4106-nucleotide messenger RNA. It is a transcript of the gene Edc3, whose product is annotated as enhancer of mRNA-decapping protein 3. Gene Ontology annotation, biological process: deadenylation-independent decapping of nuclear-transcribed mRNA; P-body assembly. The record is from RefSeq and is a predicted model, not a curated record. The transcript has 5 exons. Gene Ontology annotation, cellular component: P-body. NCBI's taxonomy places the organism in Eukaryota, Metazoa, Arthropoda, Insecta, Diptera, Drosophilidae. The coding region runs from base 415 to 2451 and encodes 678 amino acids. Gene Ontology annotation, molecular function: mRNA binding.